Messenger RNA from Gopherus flavomarginatus (Mexican gopher tortoise), 3352 nucleotides. It is a transcript of the gene PARP3, whose product is annotated as poly(ADP-ribose) polymerase family member 3. The transcript has 12 exons. The coding region runs from base 1563 to 3233 and encodes 556 amino acids. Gene Ontology annotation, molecular function: NAD+ poly-ADP-ribosyltransferase activity. Lineage: Eukaryota; Metazoa; Chordata; Testudines; Testudinidae. The record is from RefSeq and is a predicted model, not a curated record. Gene Ontology annotation, cellular component: site of double-strand break.
GCUAGUUUCAGGGGAGGGUCUGGGCCCGCCCCUGGGGUAGUGAUCUGUGUCACUGUGGAGUGGUGGUGUGGGGGACCCUUGGUGCAGUAGCAGGUGGCAGCAUUGAAGCUGGGGUCCCUGUGUGGGAUGGUGGCUUUGAGGGGUGCUAUUUAGAUCUGGACUCUUGCUUUGGGGGUUUGGCAGACCCAUGGGGCAGAGCGGGGAGGGUGAGCAGACAGGGCCUGCCCCAGGGGGUGCUGAGCAGUCAUGGCUCCCCUUGGGUUCAACUGUGUGGGGUGCUCAGCACCUUGCAGGAUCUGGGCUAAAGGCCACUAGAUUCUAGCAGAGUUCAGACUUUGGAACGGUAGCAUCUAAACUGAUCCCAGUUGGGCCUUGAAGUUCCCACCUCACUGGGGGACUGAGAUGUCAGGCGGCAGAAUUCAUGGUGUCCUUCUGUGAUGCCGUUCAUCCACACGGCUCACUGCGCUGUGUGGAGCUGGUGGAUGCUGGUAUCCUGGUUUAGCAGGGAGACACAGCUGGUGUUACUUGCCCAGAGUCACUUAAAAAAAAUGAGGGGUAGCUAGGAAAUAAACCCUGGGGGCAAAUCUUCAUCUGGUGUAAACUGCCACAGCUCCACUGGAGGGUUUACCUCCUGGACUGAGCAUGUGCCCUAGCCACUAGCCCUCACUGCCCUCCUUCCCUGCUGCUGUUUAGCUCAGUGGUUCUCACCCCUGCAGCUGCACCCAGCUCAGAAUUUCUGCGGGGAAAGAGAGGCUUGUCCUGACCAUAUUGUUCCAACAGGGACAGGUCUGAGCGCAUCCAGGCUGGAAUGUGCUGGCCUGGCUAAGAGCUACCCCCAUGUCCUCCUUUCUAGGAAGGGGCCGGAGUUUCUCACUGCUGUCUCUUUCCCCUAGCAACUCCCCUCCAGUUCCCCUGAGCCCACACAGCGCAGAGCCCAUGCCAGGCGACCUGCGAGCAGGCAUUAGUCCUGGCACUGACAAUGCAACGUGGGCUGCUGGCUCACUUCUUCUUUCCCCUGGGCUAAGCUGGCUCCUCUCCCACAAGAGGAGUUGCUUUGCAGUAGAAAGGCUGAGGUCAUGGGGAGGAGGAGAAUGGCAGGAAGAGUGGAAAGAGCAGGCGGCUGUGCGAGCUCCGGCUUGUCUAAACUUGUCGCCUUUGCAUUUCUCCGCUGAGGCCGGCCGCGAGGAGCAGCCCUAGCCCCCCCCAGUCUGCGAAGGAGCUCCAGGCAGGAUAGCCCCUAUGGGGCCGGAGAGGAACAGCAAUGCCUGGGAUGCAGUCCAGGACUUAGGCUCUGCAGGAGAGUGCUGGAAACACAUAUUCACCAGCCUGACCCAGAGUGCAGCAGGCUAAAAUUCCCCCCCCCCCGGCCUCCCCGUCAGCACGCUCCCUGGGCCGGUAGCCACCGUCAGAUGAUUACAAGUGGAUUAGCUGGACGUAUCCAUUGACCGACACAGGGUACUAGACCGCAUUUGGGAGAGACACACUGCUCUUAUGGACCAAGGACUGAGCCCAGACUAACCAAACAUCCUCUGAGGCAGAGUGGCCAUUGCUGCAGGGGAGCAAUGGCCCCCAAACGCAAGGCGCCUGCCAAGGCCCAGACCCAGGACAAGAAGGUGAAGCAGGAGUCAGAGGAGGACAGCGUCCGCUCCACCGUGGAGGCGCUGAAGACCGCUCCCAAGGAGAAGCUCAAAGCCAAGAUCGACUCUGCCUGCCAGCUGAGCAAUGGCAGUGAUGCCCAGAUCCAUGAGGAUUACGACUGCAUGUUGAACCAGACCAACAUCGGAAACAACAACAACAAGUUCUACAUCAUCCAGCUCAUCGCUCACAAUGGCAGCUACAGCUGUUGGAACCGCUGGGGUCGCGUGGGGGAGGUGGGACAGUCAAAGCUCAGCCCCUUCCCUUCCUUGGAAGCCGCCAAGAAGGACUUUGAGAAGAAGUUCCGGGAGAAGACCAAGAACAGCUGGGCUGAGCGGGAGAACUUUGUGGCCCACCCUGGCAAGUACACCCUGAUCGAGGUGCAGCAUGGGGCUGAGGAGGAGCAGGAGGUGACCGUGAAGGUGGACAGCGUGGAUGGAGGGAAGUGCUUCAAGCAGAGGACGCUGCCCUGCAGCCUGGACAAGGCCACCCAGGAGUUGGUCUCACUCAUCUUCAGCAAUGACAUGUUCAAAGAGGCCAUGCAGACCAUGAAUAUCGACGUGAAGAAGAUGCCGCUGGGGAAGCUGAGCAAGCAGCAGAUCGCCAAGGGCUUCGAGGCCCUGGAGGCCAUUGAGACGGCUCUGCAGGAGCAGCCACUGUCCUGCAGGCAGCUGGAGGAGCUGUCGUCCCGCUUCUACACCAUCAUCCCCCACAGCUUCGGCCGCGCCAGGCCCCCUCCCAUCAACACGCAGGAGAUCGUCCAGGCCAAGAAGGACAUGUUGCUGGUGCUGGCAGACAUUGAACUGGCCCAGAGCCUGCAGGCACAGAAGAAAGAGGAGGAGGAGGUGAAGGUGGAGGAAGUGCCUCACCCGCUGGACAAGGACUAUGAGCUUCUGAAGUGUGAGCUCACCCUGGUGGACCCGGCGUUGGAGGAUUACCAGGUGAUCCAGACCUACGUAGAGAAGACUGGGGUGAGCCACCGGAAGGUCAAGAUCCUGAACAUCUGGAAGGUGAAGAGGGAGGGAGAGAGCGAGCGCUUCAAGGCUCACGACAACCUGGAGAACCGGCGCCUGCUGUGGCAUGGCACCAACGUGGCCGUCGUAGCCGCCAUCCUCAAGAGCGGCCUGCGCAUCAUGCCGCACUCCGGCGGGCGUGUAGGCAAGGGGCUUUACUUCGCCUCUGAGAACGGCAAGUCGGUGGGAUAUGUGAGCUGCACCUCCCAGGGGGUCGGGAUCAUGUUCCUCAACGAGGUGGCCCUAGGCAAGGAGUAUCGGAUCACCCAGGAUGACUCAUCAUUGCGCAAGGCCCCCCCGGGGUAUGACAGUGUGAUCGCCUGUGGUCGGACUGAGCCAGGUGAGUGCGCUCCCCGAUCUGCCCUCCCCACUGGGGGCUGCCACCCGCCUGUGGGGAGGUGGAGGGGGUGGGGAUUCAGAAUGGGAGCAGGCUGGAGGUGCUGGCAAUGGCGGGGCAUGACAGAGAUGACGGGGAUUUGGAGCUGGAGAUGGGGGGAUGGUGGAGAGUGGGAUUUUGGAGAUGGGAUAAGUGGGGGUCUCGCACAGCCUGGUGCUGGCAGUUCUUGGCCCAGUCCCAUGCGCUAACCCCUUCUUUGUCCCACCCUCCCCAGACCCUGCUUGUGACCGAGAGCUGAUGGUUGAGGGCAGGAAGGUGCUGGUGCCGCAGGGGAAACCCAUCCCCAUGGCCAAGUACCAGGACUCCU